Messenger RNA from Colias croceus (clouded yellow), 1767 nucleotides. It is a transcript of the gene Iyd, whose product is annotated as iodotyrosine deiodinase 1. The record is from RefSeq and is a predicted model, not a curated record. The transcript has 4 exons. Bases 198 to 1097 code for a protein of 299 amino acids. Gene Ontology annotation, molecular function: oxidoreductase activity. NCBI's taxonomy places the organism in Eukaryota, Metazoa, Arthropoda, Insecta, Lepidoptera, Pieridae.
AUUGUUACUGAGCGCAUGUGCUGAAUAAUAAUAUAUUUUUCAUUCGAUCGUUAAAUAAAUCAAAUUCAUUAUUUUUCAAACCUUUCAUGUAUACAUAAUGAACACAUCUAGACAUUCAAACCUGUUCCAUUUUUAAACGAAAUAAUUUCUUAUCUGUGUUCGAAAAAAUACGCGCCAAUUAUAGAUUUUUUUUUAUUAUGAAUUUCAUAUCUUUCACAGUUUCGUGUUUGGAGAGUCAUUGUUUUAUUGUUUAUAGUGUUUUGAUUUUGUUUUUUAUCGGUUUCACAGUGUUUCACAAGAAUAGAAUAGAGACACGCCAAAAUAGAAUUGGCGAUAAGAGGAGGGUCGCGCCAAAUAUUUAUAAGGAUGGUAAAGAUCAUGAACACCCAGAUGAUGAAGACGAUCCAGAUUUCCUGAUCCCUGCAAUACCAGAAGACACCCCCCAUAUACCAUACAAACCUAUACGAAGGCCUGUCACAGACAUGAUUCAGAGGUCACGGGAUUUUUAUGAUCUGAUGGCAGCCAGGAGAACUGUGAGGAGUUUCAGCACGGAACCUAUCCCUCAAGUGGUUUUGGAUAAUAUUGUUAGGACUGCUGGCACAUCACCAUCAGGUGCCCACACAGAGCCCUGGACAUUCGUAGUAGUCCAAGAUCCAGAUAUGAAAGCAGCUAUAAGAAGUAUAGUAGAAGAAGAAGAAGAAUUGAAUUACGCUAGAAGAAUGUCCAGACAAUGGGUCACAGAUUUGAAACCAUUUGCUACGAAUGCUAAUAAGCCAUACUUGUGUGAUGCUCCAGCUCUGAUCCUGAUGUUCAGACAGACACACUCAAUACGAGAGGAUGGAAAGAAACGUAUGCAUUAUUACAAUGAGAUUAGUGUUGCGAUUGCAGCUGGGUUUUUAUUGGCAGCUAUACAGUACUGCGGCCUAGUGGCGCUCACGUCAACUCCUCUAAAUUGCAACUCACGUCUCCGAGCCCUAUUAUCUAGACCACCUAACGAGAGGCUGGAACUCCUCUUCCCUGUGGGUAGACCUCAUCCAGAGGCUAGAGUACCGGAUCUACAGAGGAAAUCUUUGCCAGAAAUUAUGGUCAGCGUCUGAUAGUGUCAGAACUUGUCUGGUCAUCAGGGGAACUUUGGAAUGAUUCUGAUGCUUUGGCUUGAGAUUUUUUAGGAUUAGGUUGUAAAACUUGGUGCAAAUGUAAAUGCUUAGUGAAUUGUAAAUCCUAAUCCUAUACACGCUUCCUGAGGGUAACUGUACGGCUGGUUGCAGAGCUUGACCGACCAUCAGUGCGUACGUCAGUCGCGCUUGUCAUAUGUAUGGAAAUCAAGAUGGAAAUUCAUAAAACCGUUCAUAGCUAGACCGACCAUACGCACGCGUAUUGUCAUGCGCAUUAGUGUCAUAGUCAAACAAUUGUUGAUGCGUAUCGUCAGGACCGACGGUUCGCACUGACGGUCGGUCAAGCUCUGCAACCAGCCUAGGUAUGCCUACGCAGGUCAACCGAACCGAACCGUAGGUAGGCUCAAAAAAUGCACAUAUCUGUCCCACAAACGUGUCUACCUGCGCAUGCAUACCUAUAGCUCAACUUUUUAUAACAAGAAUGUAUGUCUAUUUCUUCUUUUAACAUAAGUGUAGUUAGCUAAAACAAAUAGGUACUUAGUAAAUCGCUUUGGAUAAUAUAACCAAAGCAAAAGUUCCAAAGAUGUUAAUAUUGGUGCUCAAUGUGAUAUUUCUUGCUCAAUAAUUAUAAAAUAAACAUAUUUUAUCAUAA